Molecule: messenger RNA, 1974 nt
Organism: Penicilliopsis zonata CBS 506.65
Lineage: Eukaryota; Fungi; Ascomycota; Eurotiomycetes; Eurotiales; Aspergillaceae
Exons: 2
Coding region: 1-1974 (657 amino acids)
Source: RefSeq, a predicted model, not a curated record
AUGUCGGGAAAAAAAUCAAAAGGCUUUAGAGCACGUUUUAGAAACCAUCUCCAUCCACGACAUGGCACUCCAACUGAUGAUAAGGGAUUGCGAGCCGACCAGGGUGGCUCAGGCAGCACCUCACCAGCAGCUUCUGUCAAUCAAAUUCAUAGCCCACUGCCAAAGACUCAGCAAAAGCGCCAGCCACCGAAUCUAUGGCAAGCGGCUUUCGAAAAAUUAGAGGGAAAGCAGAAGAAUAUCCUAAUGCCCAAUGCCUCAAAUUCCACCACCUCGGACAUAAAGUCGGCGUUGAACGACAUCAUCGAGACAGUCAACCAGCAGAGCGAGAUCCGCAAGCUGAAAAGGGAGGAUAAAUGGUUUGGAGAUGGCCCAGAAAAGGUCCUUCGCGCCGUGUUGGCCCUUCAAGCAAACAUCUCUGCAGUGGUGGCUUGUGAUCCCACCGGCCACGCUUCAAGCGCCUGGGCUGCAGUCUCAUUUGGUCUAAUGAUCACGCAGAAUUAUCGCCAGGAACACGCCGCCUGGUUCGAGUCGUCAAAGUUUCUCUCCGAUACGAUUUCCCGCAUGACCUUGAUUGAGAUAUCCUACAGGGAUGGACACCCUGCAGCAACAGACGGUCUGGAAGAUGCGUUGACUCAGACAUAUCUCGAAAUCCUGCGUUACUCGGCGGAGGUGAUAGCCAUCCAGAAAUCAAAUAAGGGAGUCCGAAUCUUGAAAAGCAUUACUGCAAUGACAGACCUACCACUUGCAAGCAUCAAAAAGUCGAUUGAAAGUGAAGAACUCCGUUUGGAUAAAUGGGUCAAAGUCCAGGAUCAAAUCCGUUGGAACGAGAAGGCAGACAGGAUGCUAGCCCAGAGCAGUGAGAUACUAUCAGUCGUGCGCAACAUGGAUCAAACCAUUGCAUUAUCGGGACUACCAAUGGUGCAUCGAGCGGUCUUCGACACCUAUACGCCGGAUGUUGAAGAUGAAUGUCUCCCAGAUACAAGAGUUGAGCUUCGCCAGACCAUCGCAGACUGGAUCGACGACCCUAACGGCAAAGCAUUGUUCUGGUUAAAUGGUCUGGCCGGUACUGGAAAGUCAACUAUCGCACGUACCGUGGCCAGGGAAAUGAAGGAAAGAGGCCUAUUAGGGGCAACCUUCUUCUUCAAUAGAAGUGAAGCCGACCGCUCCAGCCUGAAAUACUUCUUCCCAACCGUUGCCAGACAGCUCGCAGAUGCUGUACCAGACCUUAGAGAAAGUAUUGCCAACGCGGCAGAAUUCGCUCAAUCAUCGAUUCAUAUCCAGUUCAAAGAGAUUAUUUUGGGUCCUCUAUCAAAGAUCAAGACAAAGAAUGGACAGAAUCUUCUCUUGAUUCUGGUGAUUGAUGCUGUAGAUGAAUGUCAUGAUGAAAAUCAUAUUCCAGUGCUUAUCCAACUGCUGUCGCAGCUUCAAAAGACCAACUCUUCAAUCGAGCUACGGGCUUUUGUAACCAGCAGGCCAGAGCUCCCGUUGAAUAUCGGAUUCAUUAAGAUACCAGACGAGCAUCAAAAGGCCAUUCUGCAUGACAUCCAAGAGUCAAGCAUUGAACAUGAUCUAUUGAUAUUCUUCAAGGAAAAGCUCUCAAAGAUAAGACACGAGAGAGAUGAAGAGGAAGAUCUUGAACAGGAUUGGCCAGGGGCAGAUAUCAUUCAAAUACUGGUCGCAAUGGCCAUGCCGCUUUUCAUCUUUGCUGCAACUGUUUGCCGUGAGUUACAAGAUCCCCAGUGGCCCGCCAAAGACAUCCUAAAUGGCAUCCUCGAACAUCAAAACGAAACAUCCAAGUUGGUCGGGACUUAUCUGCCAGUGUUGAACCGACUGCUCUUGAGCCAGAAGGAAGAAAGGCGCAAGAUUGAACUGGUACAGCAGAUUCAACACGUCUUGGGAGCCAUUGUCAUUCUUGAGGAUACACUGCCCGUGAAACCGCUGGCGAAGCUUAUCGACGUAUGGUGCGCAACGUGA